This is a messenger RNA of Ciona intestinalis (vase tunicate), 942 nucleotides long. Lineage: Eukaryota; Metazoa; Chordata; Ascidiacea; Phlebobranchia; Cionidae. The record is from RefSeq and is a predicted model, not a curated record.
CACGACCAGGAUAUUUAGACAUUAUGUGCUAAAGGUGUCCCAUCUUCCCCCACUCUACUAUAUCAAGCUACAGCGGCGAAAUCAUGUUGUUCUUAGCGGAAUGAAAAGGUGUCCCAUCUCCCCCCACCCUACUAUAUAUAAAGUUUGCCGCUAGCGUUGUGGUGUUAAUAUGUCUUAUGCGGAAAGCUUUAUACGCCUUAUUUACCAGAGGAACAGAUCAGUUUUCAAACUUUAUUUUAUUUUUUUUUUAAAGAUUUAUAUAAUUUACCAAACUUGUGAGUAAAACUUCAAAGGAAGAAAUAUGCAUUUAGCGUCGUUUAUGAGUUUCUUGGUAUUGCUACUUGUCAAGUUUAAUUCAGUAACAGGUUUGUCGUGUUCAAGUUCCUUUUUAUCUUGCGCUAGUGGACAAACGUGCUGCUCUGGUAUUUGUAUGAGCUCAUGUUAUAGCGAUAUUAUACGGACGACCUACUCAUUAGGCGUUGGAGCCAUUGUUGGAAUCGCUAUUGGCGGUCUGGUGUUCACAGGCCUGUGCAUUGGGGUGUGUGUGUACUGCUGCUGUGCGUGUGGUCGAGCAGCCAACAGGGGAGCGCCCCAGCCUGCAGCUACGUUUGUCGCGACAGUACCAGCAGCAGGACAGCAAAAUCCUGGUUACAACGCCCAAUACAGCGCCAAUAACCCGCCAGUAUAUGUUGAUCAAAACUCUGCUCUCCCCGGUCAAAAGCCAGGUUAUCUCGGCCAACAGCCUGGCAGUGGCUAGACAACAUUAGUAUUGUCAGAUUAACACUAUACGUACAUAUAGAAGACGCACAAAUCAAUCUAAACAAAUAUUAACACAAUUUGUGCGUUUUUUUAUAACUCUGUUUUUUACUACUGCAUAUUUUCAGAAGUUGAUAAAAUGUUUAAGUUAUACACAACUACAAAAAUAAAACUUUUUAGAAAUUG